AUGAACUUGGAAUAUAUUUUUGAUGAACCAUGUCAAAAAAAACCUUCUCAUGUUCCACUUGAAUGGAAACAUGUUGGUGUUGCUUCAACUUUUAUAAUGAUAAAUGGUUUGAUUUCGAUAUGGUUUGGCUUAAAAUUGGAGAAAUCUCUAUUUAUUAGUUCAAUUAGAUGUGUAGUGCAAUUGACACUGAUGGGUAUGAUACUCAAAGAUGUAUUUAAAGCACGAAAUCCAUUAAUAAUUAUGACAAUGAUAUUUGUACUUAUAUUUCUUGGAGCAAAUGAAGUUGUUUUUAAUAAAAUUCUUAUAUCAUUGUCAUUGAGUACGCUAUUUAUUGGUGUGAUUGGUUCAAGGUUUGCAAUGAAUCAAAAGCCAUUUUGGGAUCCUCAAAUAUUCAUUCCAACAAUGGGAAUGAUUCUUGGAAAUACAAUGUCUGCUAUUGCUGUUGGUAUAUCAUAUGCUUUGGCACAAUUUGGUGAACAAAAGGAUAAAAUUGAAAUGAGUUUAUCGUUCGGUGCUACUAGAUGGGAAGCUGGUCGCCCUGUUGCAGUAGAAGCUAUAAGAUUGGCCAUGUUACCAACAAUUAAUUCAAUGAGUAUAAUUGGAUUAAUUUCAAUUCCAGGAAUGAUGACUGGUCAGAUUAUUGGAGGUGCACCUAUAAUGGAUGCUGUUAAAUAUCAACAAAUUAUCAUGUUUAUGAUAUCUGCUUCAACAGCACUUGGUGUACUUUUUUCAACAUUUGUCUGUGUAUUCACAUGUAUUGAUGAUCACCAUCGUUUACGUACAGAAAGAAUAUCAAAUGCAAAGCCAUGGAUUUAUGCACAAAAAGAUAAACUCUUUGAAAAAACUAAAAAUUUAUUAAUUUAUUUAAAAAAUAAAUUAUUUUGUUGUGCCAUUCAAAGGAAUAGUCUUUCUUCUGAUGAUGAUCAUCAUGAUUUAAAUAAUGGCGAAAAUUUGAGUUUAUUAGAUAGUCGUCGUAAUCAUAACUCAUGA
Molecule: messenger RNA, 990 nt
Organism: Entrophospora candida
Lineage: Eukaryota; Fungi; Glomeromycota; Glomeromycetes; Entrophosporales; Entrophosporaceae
Source: the annotation of a GenBank genome assembly